AUGUCACUAUCGAUCGACCGCUAUUAUCGUAGUGCCCCCAUCCCGAUUUCCACCACACGUGGUUCUGGUGUUGCAGCUCAAUGGAGCUACACCCACUCGAUGAAUGCCCCUGCAUGCUCCGGGGUUGCUGGCCCUGGACCCCAAGCGCCCUGUAGGCACGCCUGUGGAUCCACCAAUGAAUGCCCCUCCAUUCUCAGGGGUGGCUGCCCUUGGACCCCAAGCGCCCUGGAGGCCAGCUUGUGGCAGCAGGUGCCCUCCUCGUUUCAGCGCCUGUGGCAGCCCGCGUGCCUGGCCCCGCGACGAACUUGGCUGUUGCGGAUGAUUUCGCACCUUUCUUUUGAUGUGAGCUGUGUUGUGCCCACCAUCCUCCCCUGUCCCAAUCAACAAGUUGAUUCUCUCUUUGUAUACGUUUUUUGGGGUGUAUAAAUUAUGUUGAUCCUA
This is a messenger RNA of Drosophila santomea, 441 nucleotides long. RefSeq lists its product as uncharacterized. The record is from RefSeq and is a predicted model, not a curated record. The coding region runs from base 1 to 426 and encodes 141 amino acids. The transcript is spliced from 2 exons. NCBI's taxonomy places the organism in Eukaryota, Metazoa, Arthropoda, Insecta, Diptera, Drosophilidae.